This is a messenger RNA of Staurois parvus, 322 nucleotides long. NCBI's taxonomy places the organism in Eukaryota, Metazoa, Chordata, Amphibia, Anura, Ranidae. The record is from the annotation of a GenBank genome assembly.
UGUGCUGAUCUCUGGAGGACUUUUCUCCUCUUUGAUAUUCGUAUCCAUUUCCCGUUCCAGGGCCUCUGGGUCAAUAUUGACCAUGACCAUAUUGAGUUCUUCAUUUUGAAUAACGACAUACAAUAUAUAUAUAUAUAUAUAUAUAUAUAUAUAUAUAUAUAUAUAUAUCUUAUUCUUUAAAGUAGCUAAGACCUCCAAAGGGAUGGGGACAUCUCUGUGGUAGGUUCCCAUUACUGGAUCAUUCUACCUGAUGGUGGUGAGAGAUGGUGUGACCUUCCUGUGUGGAGUCCCGGGAAUACAGAGGAGAGGGACAUCUCUCUGG